AUGAAAAAAAAAUCGAAUGUGGAAAGUAUCAUCUUUUCACUGCACAGGAGUUGCAUUAGGCCCAGGUUUUUGAAAAGACAACAUAAUGAUUCUAUUUCAGAAAAGGAAGAAGCUCAAUCACACGCAAAUCCCCUUUCCCAAUUGUCGUCCAAACACGUGUUGCAGUUGCACAGUCAAAGCCCUGAGGCCCAGCCACUUCCCCUUCCCGGUACCUAUUUUGCUUUUAGGAACGAACCAUCUCUUGAUGGGGGUCCCAGAAACAAUCCAUCCCCUUGCCAUCUGAAAUCUGGACAUGUGAAAACCAAGAUACUUGCUGUGGUUGGUGAAGGGGACAUGGCUACUCUUUCCAACUUUAGUGAUACAUCGAGUGAUACUGACGAUCCAUGUGACUCGCGUCUCAUAAGCCCUCAGGAAUCUGAUUACGAGAAUGGAAUGAGAUUCUACACAACCAGUCCGUGUGGUUCAAGAGAGAUGGUGAAGCCAGCUAAUAGUUUGUUGAAUUAUCAGACUAGCCCCAUAUCACCUAAGCAGAGGCAUGUGAAUUGUAAAGUUCGUCCACAGGCUCAUCAGGGUGUUAUAAAAAAUGCUCCAGACACUCCAGUUUCAAGUCCUCCUAGAAGUCCAACAAGGCUUUUUGGUAAUGAACAAGCCACGGAGUACGGUUUCUGGCCAGGAAAGCAGCAUGCAGACAUAGCUAUACAAGGAUCUGGACAGUGCUCUAGCCCAGCUUCUGGAUAUAACUCAGGAAACAAUUCCAUUACUGGGGAUAUGCCAUGUCAGCUCCUUUGGCCGCAUAGCAGGUGUAGUCCUGAGUGUUCCCCCUUGCCUAGCCCCCGAAUGAUGAGCCCCGGACCUGGCUCAAGGAUACACAGCGGUGGGGUCUCACCUCUUCAUCCUCGUGCGGGGGGGACCACAUCUGAGCCUUCUGCAGCCCGGUCUGAUAAUAGCAGGCAACAGAGCCACCCAUUGCCUCUACCUCCAGUGCAAUCUGGUACUCCUCCAUUCGUUCCAUCGUUUUCACCAGUUACAUCACCCAGGAUGUCCCGAAGUCCUGUUAGGAUUGACAAUCCUUUAAGCCCAGCAUCAUGCUGGAAAAAAGGACGAGCACUUGGAAGAGGAACAUUUGGACAAGUUUAUUUGGGGUUUAAUAGCGAAAGUGGUGAGAUGUGUGCCAUGAAGGAGGUUACAUUAUUCUCUGAUGAUGCCAAGUCAAAAGAAAGUGCACAGCAACUGGGACAGGAAGUUGCACUUUUAAGUCGUCUACAUCAUCCAAAUAUAGUGCAAUAUUAUGGAUCUGAUAUGGUAGAUGACAAACUAUAUAUAUACCUUGAAUAUGUAUCUGGUGGUUCGAUUCACAAAAUUUUGCAAGAGUAUGGGCAGUUGGGUGAAGCAGCAAUCAGAAGUUAUACCCAACAGAUUUUAUCUGGGCUGGCUUAUUUGCAUGCCAAAAAUACAAUUCAUAGGGACAUCAAAGGAGCAAAUAUUCUUGUGGAUCCCAAUGGGAGGGUAAAAGUGGCUGAUUUUGGGAUGGCAAAACACAUAACUGGGCAAUCAUGUCCAUUGUCGUUCAAGGGAAGCCCAUACUGGAUGGCACCUGAGGUCAUUACUAACUCAGGCGGUUGUAACCUUGCGGUGGACAUAUGGAGCCUUGGGUGCACUGUGUUGGAGAUGGCCACCGCAAAACCACCUUGGAGUCAGUAUGAAGGGGUUGCAGCCAUGUUCAAGGUUGGAAACAGCAAGGAACUGCCCAAUAUUCCAGACCACCUAUCGGACGAAGGCAAGGAUUUUGUAAUGAAAUGCUUGCAGAGAAAUCCCAGUCACCGACCUACGGCUUCCCAGCUACUAGAGCAUCCUUUUGUUAAGAACUGUAGCUCAUUGGAAAGACCCGUUCUAGGUGCUGAGCCUGUAGAAUCCAUUCCUGCAUUUACGCAUGCUGUCAAAACACUGGUCGAAGAAGAGAGAGAUAGGAGCCAUUAUUUUUUGAAGAGGAGAAAUUCCAGCUGCUACUGA
Striga hermonthica is the source of this 2010-nucleotide messenger RNA. The record is from the annotation of a GenBank genome assembly. NCBI's taxonomy places the organism in Eukaryota, Viridiplantae, Streptophyta, Magnoliopsida, Lamiales, Orobanchaceae.